AACAACUUCCUCACCCUCGACGACUGCGAGAAGAGCUGCUGGACCAUCAAGAAAGUGCCCAAGUUAUGCCGGAUGGAGGCUGAUGGAGGACCUUGCAGGAGUCAUCUAAAAAGAUACGCCUUUAACUUGAGCUCGAUGAGGUGUGAGGAGUUCAUCUAUGGUGGCUGUUACGGAAAUGGCAACAACUUCAGAGAUUUGCAGUCUUGUGUGGACCACUGUCUGCCAGAGAAAACUGGUCCCUUGCUGUGCUAUAGCCCAAAGGAUGAAGGAUUGUGUUCUUCUUCUGUGCCACGCUAUUACUAUGACAGCAAGACUAAGUCAUGUAAGGAGUUCAAAUAUACUGGCUGUGGUGGAAACGCCAAUAACUUUGUUACUGAAACAGAUUGCUACAAUGUCUGCAGAAGUGGGACUCAGAAACCAGGAAUCAACAAACCAACAAAUGUAUUUCGCAGAAAAAUGAUGAGAAAACUGAUUAAAAAACCUUGGACCUAUAACCCAAAGACUUAA
This is a messenger RNA of Cariama cristata (Red-legged seriema), 507 nucleotides long. It is a transcript of the gene TFPI2, whose product is annotated as tissue factor pathway inhibitor 2. Gene Ontology annotation, biological process: negative regulation of peptidase activity. The annotation marks the transcript as partial. The record is from RefSeq and is a predicted model, not a curated record. NCBI's taxonomy places the organism in Eukaryota, Metazoa, Chordata, Aves, Cariamiformes, Cariamidae. Gene Ontology annotation, molecular function: serine-type endopeptidase inhibitor activity. Gene Ontology annotation, cellular component: extracellular region. The transcript is spliced from 4 exons.